AUGUUCUCCACGGUGUCAUUCAAAUCUUCGUUCGUGUUCUUGCUUAUUCUCCUCUCGCUGGUCCACACUGGACUUGCAGACGAACCCCAGUAUGUGGUAGCGAUCAUAGACGGACAGCGAAUGCGAGUCCGAGACGACAGGAAGCCAGCUCUGUAUACUGCAGAUUAUGGAGACUGCUUAGGCGAAAGCGCCAUCAAUGUCACGCGAUUCGAUGCCGCAUACUACAAGGACAACAUGACCAUCAUCUUCCACUUGGCCGGAGAGACGGCUCUCACGAAUGAGACUAUCAUGAUGUACAUUGGAGUGUACGCAUAUGGCGAGAACCGGUUCGAUCUAACCUUCAACCCUUGCAGUGCCAACAUUGAGAGCGCUUGCCCUGUCAAAGCCGGUACUCCGAUUGAGGCGGCAGGAAUCAUUCCUAUCAGCCAACACGACGUCGCUGGGAUUCCUAAGCUUGCGUUGAGUAUCCCCGAUUUCGAGGGCGAAGCCAUCCUCAGGCUAUUCUCGAACUCAACGCAAACGGAGAUUGGUUGUUUUACCGCUCAGAUUACUAAUGGCAACACGUUUCAGCAGAAGGUCGCCGUAGGUUCUGUCUUGGGCGCAUUUACAUUUGUUGCCGCUCUUUCGUCUUUUGCUACCGCAAUCUACGGGGAAGAUAUUGCCGUUAUACGCAAACACUACGCCCACUCGCUUUCGUUUCAAGUUGUCUUCGCUGUGUGGCACCACAUCUUCUAUAGUGGAGCCCUGUCCAUGAAUUGGCCGAGUGUCUUGGUUGCGUUCUGGAACAAUUACGCCUGGGCCGGUGGCAUGAUAUACUCCGAAAGCAUGCAGAACUCGAUCAAUGACUUCGUCGGGGUAAACAAAGGCAACAUUUCUCACGUUGGCGCUGCAGGAACUGGUGUGAGCAAUCCAAGUCUCGGAGGUGGAUAUGACAUCCAUCAGAUUUACAAACGAGGCAUUCUUUCGAAAGACCUGAGUAUCCAAAAUAGGGUAUCGAAACGACACCUCGUCGACACCACCAGCGGCUUCAAAUAUGAUGGGCAGCCUGUUAAGCCUGGGCUUCCUCUACCAGGGAACUAUUCUGGGUUUGCUGGAACGCUUUCUCAGGAGCGCAUCCCCGCGAGCAACGCAUUCAUGACCGGUUUGCUCUGGUUUCUAGCCUUGUUAGCUGGCAUUGCCGUCGCCAUAGUCGUACUCAGGGUUUCUCUGGAAGGGUUGAGCAGGACACAACUCAUCAAGCAGAAUCACCUCGCUCUCUUCAAGGCUUAUUAUCUUGGCUAUACGGCGGCCGCUCUUCUCCGUACGCUCUUUAUUGGAUUCUUCAUGAUGACGUUCCUCGCCAUGUUCCACAUCUCAUAUCUCGCCACCCUUGGGCCAGUCGCCGUUGCUUGUGUGGUCCUCAUCGGCAUGGUCUUUGGUCUAGGGGCUGUUGGUGGUAUGGCCUGCUACUAUAGGAUGACGGGAACGAAAUCGAUGCAUGGCGAUGAAGGGUAUAUCAGACAUUUCGGCUGGCUUACCUCACGAUACCGUAGGACGCGCUGGUGGUUCUUCGUCUUAUGGAUUGUCUACGACUUUGUCCGGGCUUGCCUACUUGCGGGGCUUUCCAGUCGGCCCACCAUCCAGGUCUUCGGUCUCCUUGCAGUGGAGUUCAUUGCAUUCGUGAGCGUGAUCUUCUUACGCCCAUUCGAGAGCCAGCGUUUGAAUGUCGUCGUCAUUUACUUCCUCGGGUUCAGCAAGUUGGCCACUGUUGCUCUAUCUGCGACAUUCAACACGCGAUUCAACCUUCCUCGUAUUCCCGCUACUGUGAUUGGACUCAUCAUCAUUGUUAUCCAAGGGCUCUUGACGAUCGUGGUGAUGAUAGCCAUCGUCAUAGGGGCGAUUACAAGCUACAUGUCCGUCAUGCGGAAUCGGGAAGAGAUCAAACCGGCGCAAUGGAACUCAAUUCGCGAGAAGUAUUUCGAGAAUAUGGACUUCAGGGCACAAGAUAUUCCACGACCACGACCAGCUCCUGUGGAGUCGAUACCUGAGGUGACUAAUGGUCCGUACUUCAACGUCAGGCAUGUGAAGCGGAUGGCCAAAGUUGAGGAUGAGGAUGCCGAGUUCAUGGAGGAGAUAUACAACAAUCCUUCCGUUUCCCAGCUUUCUUUAUGGGGCCAUAACCGCCCUGGAUUUGCUGACUUGCCAUCUCCGCGUGGCAGGGCAGCGAGCAUUCAGUCAACGACGUCGCAUUCAAGUCUGCCGAAGGCUGCUCGCCUCCAUCGCGCGAGCUGGAGCUCACAGAGCUAUGGCGGCUCGCAGCGUCCGGGACGCGUCAGGACCGUAAGCAACACCAUGUCUACACCUAGCAGGCCGAAUCGCCCUUCCACUCGAAGCCGGCCUCGCCAAUAUACUCAACUUGGGAGCCUCGAAGAUCUUGACAGAGAACCUAGUCCUCGUCACGCCGCCGCGAGCCAGUCCAGCACUCCGACAAUUUCUCCCGCUUCGCGAUCUUCUCGUGAUACUGCAAUGGCGAGUUCAGGGGCACGGGCCGUAAGCAGAUUGGCCUCUAGGUCACGGUCGAGCUCGAGGCCGAAUCUAGUGACGAGAAUCAGCGAGGAGAUACCUCCGUUGCCAGAAAACAGUGGUGAGAGAGAGACAACAAAGCGACAGCGUGCUAGUGGUAUAACGAAAGCCAUGCGACAGUAG
Messenger RNA from Cucurbitaria berberidis CBS 394.84, 2685 nucleotides. Its product is annotated as TRP-domain-containing protein. Lineage: Eukaryota; Fungi; Ascomycota; Dothideomycetes; Pleosporales; Cucurbitariaceae. The record is from RefSeq and is a predicted model, not a curated record. Gene Ontology annotation, biological process: fungal-type cell wall biogenesis; transmembrane transport. The transcript is spliced from 2 exons. The coding region runs from base 1 to 2685 and encodes 894 amino acids.